UGCUCUAAUGUGCCUUGUUCGGACGGUUGUCACCUUUCCAUGCAAGUUUGAAUUGAAACCUUCUACCUCGUCAAUCGUCAUCUUCCACACUAACUAUUCCCUACGCAUGCUUCGCGCAAGACAUGUCCAUAUCCAUGUCUCACCUUCCACACACAAGAACUUCAUCCAACAACUACCUCUACUAUCGUUCCUUUCAUACUCUCGACUCCUUCUCAGCACUCUCAGUUUCUCCCCUCAUCUUCAACAACCACUUCUACAAAUGGCCCUUUGCGGCCACGACAUGAAGUUCAAAGGCUACAACGCACUCUUGAACGAGUGCGUGAGCAAGAGGGCCUUAAGAGAAGGCCAGAGAGUCCAUGCCCACAUGAUCAAAACUCGUUAUCUUCCUUCUGUGUUCCUCAGGACGAGGUUGAUCGUGUUGUAUACGAAAUGUGACUCUUUAAGAGAUGCUCGGCACGUGUUCGAUGAAAUGCCUGAACGGAAUGUGGUGUCGUGGACGGCUAUGAUUUCAGCUUAUUCUCAGAGAGGGUAUGCCUCUCAAGCCUUGAAUCUUUUUGUCCAGAUGUUAAGAUCAGGGACAGAACCUAAUGAGUUCACUUUUGCUACAGUGCUUACGUCAUGUACAAGUUCUCUGGAUUCCAUGCUAGGGAGGCAAAUCCACUCUCUUAUCAUAAAAUCAAAUUAUGAUGCCCAUGUUUAUGUAGGAAGCUCACUCCUUGACAUGUAUGCCAAAGAUGGUAAAAUUCAUGAAGCUCGAGGCAUUUUUGAAUGUUUGCCAGAAAGAGAUGUUGUUUCCUGUACUGCUAUAAUCUCUGGAUAUGCUCAACUGGGUCUGGAUGAAGAGGCAUUGGAUCUUUUUCGCCAGUUGCGAGGAGAAGGAAUGCAAUCAAAUUAUGUUACUUAUGCUAGUGUUUUAACUGCCCUUUCUGGGCUUGCUUCUCUAGAUCAUGGCAAGCAAGUGCACAACCAUGUUCUUCGCUCUGAAGUUCCCUCAUAUGUAGUUCUUCAAAACUCUUUGAUUGACAUGUACUCAAAAUGUGGAAACCUCACUUACUCAAGAAGGAUAUUUGAUACCAUGCAGGAGAGAACUGUUAUGUCUUGGAAUGCAAUGCUGGUCGGGUAUGGAAAACAUGGAGAGGGAAGAGAAGUGCUUGAGCUGUUUACUUUAAUGAGAGAAGAAAACGAAGUAAAACCUGACGGUGUCACAAUGUUGGCUGUGUUAUCUGGCUGCAGUCAUGGAGGAUUGGAAGACAGAGGACUUGAUAUUUUUUACGAUAUGACCAGUGGAAAAAUUGGAGUUGAGCCAAAGAAGGAGCACUAUGGGUGUGUUGUUGAUUUGCUUGGCCGUGCCGGUCGAGUAGAAGAAGCGUUUGAAUUCAUAAAAAAGAUGCCUUUUGAACCAACAGCUGCAAUAUGGGGUUCCCUUUUAGGUGCUUGUAGUGUUCAUUCAAAUGUUGACAUUGGUGUAUUUGUGGGUCAUCGGCUUCUAGAAAUUGAGCCUGGAAAUGCUGGAAAUUAUGUUAUUCUGUCUAACUUAUAUGCUUCAGCAGGAAGAUGGGAAGAUGUAAGAUCACUAAGGGACAUGAUGUUGAAGAAGGCAGUGAUGAAAGAGCCUGGAAGAAGCAGGAUUGAGCUUGAUCAAGUACUUCAUACUUUCCAUGCUAGUGAUCGUUCUCAUCCAAGAAGAGAAGAGGUCUAUAUUAAAGUGAAGGAAUUAUCAGUUAGAUUUAAAGAAGCUGGUUAUGUUCCUGAUUUGAGUUGUGUUUUACACGAUGUGGAUGAGGAGCAGAAGGAGAAGAUACUUCUCGGCCAUAGUGAAAAGUUGGCCUUGUCUUUUGGACUAAUUUCUACUCCAGAAGGUGUGCCAAUCCGUGUCAUUAAAAAUCUCCGUAUUUGUGUUGACUGCCAUAAUUUUGCUAAAUAUAUCUCAAAGAUUUAUGGUAGAGAAGUGUCUUUGAGAGAUAAAAACCGGUUUCAUCAAAUUGUUGGAGGAAAAUGUUCCUGUGGAGAUUACUGGUGAGAAGAUUUUGAUAGAUAGCACUUAAUUAACAUCUAAGGCGCAUGAAAAAAAGGCUCUUGAUCUUCGGUCUUUGAUUUGUGUUAGGACUGAAAUUUGGCUUGCAAUUAAGUAGUAGUGUAGUAUGAAAUUCCUCCAAGAAAAAUGGACACAGAGAAAUUAAUGAACAAGGAAGUGUCAACUGACCAAUAGUGCAAUGUAAUUUGAGAGGAUCCAAAACAGCAUGUAUUAAAAUGCUUCACAAUGCUCCUUUGUCUUCUCUGCUGUGGAUUUUCAUGUUAUUCUCUUCACAAUGCUCAUGGCUUCACAGCCUGUAGCUCUUUCAUCUCUGCCAGGGCUUCGCCUAUUGUUCUCUUUUGCUCUUGGGGAACUCAUCUAAGAUGUACUCUAGGUAUUCAUAUAUAUUCUCGAGUUUGUCCAUUUUGAUCUUUGAUUUUCUUAAUGUGUUACAUUUGAAAGCUUCCUCGGUAAGCGAUGUUGUGAUAGCGAAGACUUGGGUUCUUUUAUUGAAUGUUCUACAUAGGAUUUUUUGUCACGAGUAUAUUGUCAAUGAAGUUGUUGAACUUGAAAUGUUGCUUA
Lotus japonicus is the source of this 2596-nucleotide messenger RNA. Its product is annotated as putative pentatricopeptide repeat-containing protein At3g13770, mitochondrial. The record is from RefSeq and is a predicted model, not a curated record. Gene Ontology annotation, biological process: RNA modification. The transcript is spliced from 2 exons. Gene Ontology annotation, molecular function: zinc ion binding; RNA binding; protein binding. NCBI's taxonomy places the organism in Eukaryota, Viridiplantae, Streptophyta, Magnoliopsida, Fabales, Fabaceae. The coding region runs from base 8 to 2020 and encodes 670 amino acids.